AUGUCUGGUCAGCCAUUCACUUUUCCGCCUCCGCCUCCCCCGCCGCCCAAACGCGCAGACCAGAAAGCUGCAACGAAUGGAGGAGGCUGGGGAGACAAUCGCAACAAUUAUGGCCAGCCUGUGCGCGGCAGAGGUGGCGGAUUCGCCCGCGGCCAGAGUCGCGGCUCAUACAACGGCGGACGAGGCGGCAGAGGGGGAUCCCAUCGAGGAGAAUAUCGUGGCGGCGACGGCGGAGGGCGUGGAUCCAUCGCGAGAGGAAACUUCCACCGGACUUCGAUUCAUGGCACUGGCCGUGACUUUCAGGAUCGAGGCCUAACAGAGUCCUCGACCGGGCCAAAAUUUCAACAUGGAAAGCGAGAUCAUUCCACCGCAUUCGAUCGAGAUGCGUUGAGGCGUGCCAGACCGCCUGCAGCUCCCGCAGUCCCGAGCUUUACUGCAAGUCUAGCGGAUAUUCUGCCACCGAAGCCCGCUUUACCCGAAGUCGAGGCGAGAGAGAUUAAAGCGCCGCCGAGAAAGAAGAACAAUACCCUAGGCUUGACGCCGGCUGCCAACGAUAGCGAGUCCGAAGACGACGCUGGUGAGGAGAGCAAGCUUGCAGCGGUAUCUGACCCACGGCUAUUGCAAUUCGAGUACGGAGGGCAGACGGCAGCGCUGCGAACACCGGCUGAAAUCGCAGCAUGGGUCGCCGAGAGAAAGCGUCGAUAUCCCACGCAGGCGAAGCGAGACGCUGCGAAGAAAGAAGCAGACGAGAAGCGGAAGAAGUUUCAGGAUGAGAAGGCAGCAAGGACUGCGGCAAUGCAGGCGACAAAGCGAUUCCGAGAACAGAAACAGGCGCAGACAGGUACCAAGCCGCAAGCGAAGACGCAGGAGUACAAGGAGACUGCAUUGCUUGCGGCGCAAUUGCAUGCCGAGAAAUUGCGUCGCAAAGCACUCAAAGCACAGCGUGAUCUGGAGGCGGCUGAGGCGGCACUCAAGGCUGGACUUGAGGCGAGUAGUAAGCCGGCGGACGUGUCUGACGAUGACUCUCUUGGAUCGAUUAGUAGUUCGUCCGAGUCUGAGGACGAUAGCGAAUCCACCUCAGACAGCGACGACGAUACACCGCCCGACACUGCAAGCACUAAGACACAGGUCCCUGCUAUGUCUGUGCAACCAUCCCAGAAGAAGUCGCGACUGUGCAGGGAUUUCAUACGGACAGGAAAGUGCAGACGAGGUCACAGAUGUACAUUCUCUCACGACCGUUCGAAAUUGCCAGAAUCUUUGAAGAGGCCUGAGGAGAAGUCAAAGCGGAAGGGGCUCUAUCAGGUCAUGAUUGAGCAGGAACAGGAGAAGGAGCGGAAGAAGGCGCUUUCAAUGAUCAUCUCGCUCGGCAAGCAAGGCUUGCUGGACGAGAGUUGA
This is a messenger RNA of Cyphellophora attinorum, 1395 nucleotides long. RefSeq lists its product as uncharacterized. Gene Ontology annotation, biological process: box C/D snoRNP assembly. The transcript has a single exon. The record is from RefSeq and is a predicted model, not a curated record. Lineage: Eukaryota; Fungi; Ascomycota; Eurotiomycetes; Chaetothyriales; Cyphellophoraceae. The coding region runs from base 1 to 1395 and encodes 464 amino acids. Gene Ontology annotation, cellular component: nucleus. Gene Ontology annotation, molecular function: RNA binding; metal ion binding.